AUGACUUCAGACCGAAGUGAGACCCCGGACUCGGACGGUGACCGAAAGCCUGGGUCCAUCAACGGCUCCGGCCAGGCGCCCGCCCGGAAGCGGCAGCGAGUCCGACUGAGCUGUCUCGAGUGUCGUCGUCGCAAGCUCUCGUGCGACCGGGGCUUCCCGUGCGAGCGUUGCAUCAAGAGCGGCACGCCCGACCGUUGCAGCUACGAGUCUCGCAAUGGAGAGGUAGUCAAUGCCUCCUCGGGCGUGCCCCCGCCCUUUGCCCAGCUCGACUCACGCCGCUUCGUCGAUCCAACUACUGGCCUGUCCCCGCGGGACCCAGAGUUCGUCCGCCAGGAUCACGAUCGGAUCCGACGCCUCGAGCUCGAGAUCGCCCAGCUCAAGAACCAGAUAUCCCGCACCGGCGUCUCCUUUGAUGGCAGCACCGUCGCUGCCACAACCACCUCGCCCCAGACCCAAAAGGAUGACGCCCAUCCUGGGGAGCCCGACCCCUCCGUCCGCGAAGUACACGAGUCCAUCGAGGCUACCAACAUGUCUGCCGAUAAGGGGGAGCUUCGCUUCUUCCGUGGCCGGGGCUUCCGCACCCGUUACUUUGGUCCCCAUAACGCCAGUAUGGCCUUUGUCGAGUUGACAGGCCUCUGUCCUUUCAUGAAGGAGACGGCGGAUGAAUGGCUUCGUCCAGUCAUCCUCCAUGACCGAAAGGACCGCAAGAGAAGACGCGAGGAUCGUGAAAAGAUCUUUGAGCAGUCGGACCCAGAGUUGGAGGCCCUGCUGCCGAGCAAGGAGGAGUCUGAUGCCCUCAUCGAUGUCUACCUUGACCAGUUCGAGCAGGUCCAUCGCAUCGUUCACAUCCCUACGUUCCGCAAGGAGUACGCCGAGUACUGGGAGCCCGGCUCCACCAAGCGCUAUGCUGCCUUCACUGCCCUCAUCCUCGCCAUGAUGGCCGUGGCAAGCUGUGUUCACACCCACGAUAACCUCAAGUUCAUUGGCAUGAUGUCCAAUGCCCGUCACUGGGCAGAGCGAUGGAUCAAGGCCUGCGACGAGUGGUCGUCGAGGCAGAGUCAGAAGCAUCGUCGCUUGAUUCACUACCAAGUGGCCUGCCUCUUGUAUCUGGGCAAGAGGGUCAACACCAUCAAGAAGAAGCGCUUCUGGACUGGCUCCGGAGCCUUGAUCCAGGACGGAAUUGCGGUUGGACUCCAUCGGGAGCCAAGUCACAUGGCUGCUAAGAUCACCGUCUUCCACCAAGAGAUGCGUCGGAGAAUCUGGGCGACGGUCCAAGAGUUUGAUAUGCAGGCGUCGUUUGAUCAUUGUCUACCGACGCUUGUGAGUCAACUUCACUACGACACCAAUGCGCCUCGCAACCUCGACGACGAAGACUUUGACGAAAGCACUACGGUUCUCCCACCUGGGAAGCCUACCAAGGAGUACACCUUUUCCUCCUUCCAGCAUCUGGCUCGACAGAGUCUACCGCUCCGCCUGGAGCUCAGCCGUUUGUUGACAGGCCCAUUGUCUGACAUCGACUAUGACCAGGUGAUUCGAUACACCAACGAUUUGACGCAGGAGAUCGAUGCGCUACCGUCAUGGGAUAUGAACAUUGAUAACACCAAGGGGAAGAAAAAUCCAUUGAUUGCAUAUACGCUUCUGCAUGUGCAGCUGCGACAGUAUAUCAUUCCACUCCAUCAACCAUAUUUAAAGCUCCGCAAGCAAAACUCCAAGUAUCAGUACUCGGAGAUUAUCUAUUACAACGCGGCACGGGACAUUGUCCUUUUGCAUGACAAGCUCUAUGAGCAAGGGGUCCGCAGCCUCAACUUCCUCCGAGAGGAUGCGCUCACGACAGCCAUCAACCUCUGCAGCGUGACAAUGCUGCAGCCUCGAGGAUCGACCAAUAUGAUCAUGAUCAACUCACAUCACACACUCAAGCUGAUUGAGAAGUGCAUUGCGAUGAAGGAGGACCGACUCCUUCGGUGUGGCAACAAUGAGCCGUGGGGAUACUCGAUCAUGUGUGCGGCGCUGGGACUCCUUGAGGCGCAUCUGGGAACCAAGGAGCCAGAGGUUGCCAAAUCGACCUCAGCAGAGAGGUUUGUCAACCUACACUACCGACUCCUUGCCAACCAGGAGCCUCCAGUGUCCGGGGAACAAGUAUCAGGACCGAUGAAUGCGGUGGCAGGUGGCCCAGCAACAAUGGGGCCGGCACCCAACAUACCGCUACACGACCGGCCAAAGGUAAUGAAGCUUGAGUUCCAUGGCAGGGCGUUUCCUAAUAUUGGUAUCCAGUCGGUGACCCCCUUCUCGUUUACGCCGACGAUGCCCUCGGCUCCGAUCGACCCAAACCAGGCCCCUUGGAUGAUAGGGGGAGACCCCGCUCAGCCUUUCAAUCUGGAUCCGAGUCUGGAGCUGCUAGGGCUGAAUCUGAACGAGAUCUGGGGCGAGUCCUGGGAGCUGGGUUAA
Fusarium keratoplasticum is the source of this 2445-nucleotide messenger RNA. Its product is annotated as Zn(2)-C6 fungal-type domain-containing protein. The transcript has a single exon. The record is from RefSeq and is a predicted model, not a curated record. Gene Ontology annotation, cellular component: nucleus. Gene Ontology annotation, molecular function: RNA polymerase II cis-regulatory region sequence-specific DNA binding; zinc ion binding; DNA-binding transcription activator activity, RNA polymerase II-specific. NCBI's taxonomy places the organism in Eukaryota, Fungi, Ascomycota, Sordariomycetes, Hypocreales, Nectriaceae. The coding region runs from base 1 to 2445 and encodes 814 amino acids. Gene Ontology annotation, biological process: DNA-templated transcription; regulation of transcription by RNA polymerase II.